AUGAGCGAAGUUGGUCCUUUCAAGACGGACGUUGUGCACGUCGGAAGAUUUGGACGCUCCUCUCUUCCCGUAGACGGCGUCCUUCUUCCCGCUGACCGAGGUAGAGGGGACGUUAUCGGGUGCUCAGUCCUUAUCGUUGCCCGCAGGCAAAGGCCCAGGCAAAAAGCCAAAUGCGGCAAACGAGGUGGUCCGUGCUUUUUUGUGCCAUGUCGAGCCAACGAUGAGGAACCUUUCGGAGCAUACUUCGUAGUUCCUCCAGGCACAGUUUUUUUGUUAUCCAUUCACCUCGUGCACCCGCAUGCAAUGGAGCCCGAAAAUCCGUAUUCCGGGAAACUUGUGCCGUCAAGUUGUCCCCCGUGCUUACCGGCUCUCAGAGACAUCGUCACAAACGAUGUAGCAAUACUGCAAGUUUCUCAACCACCGGUCUACGCAGAGGGGCUGAACCAGCUCGCGUACCUCGAUGUUCACAACCGCUCCUCGCAGAAACAGGGAUUCGUCGUUUACCCCUCGACUCCGAAAAUCGAGACCCCAUCUGUUGCUGAAAUGAACAUGCGCAUCCGGGUCUUCCAAGCUUCCAAAUUACUCAAAGGUGAUAAUGGCACCAUCCGUUUCGCGCUGCCCUAUGCUCCACCGCUGAAUUGGGGUAACUUUAACCCCAAGGUACAACCUGGCAUCAUCGUCAUCGCCGGCAGCAGGUCAGCGAACGAAGAUUUGACCCUCGGGCAUACCGGCGGAAUUCGGCCUAUACCAUCUGGCAGUGACUGGAAAUUAGUAUCUACGGGGCCCAGGAACGGACAACAAGCGAAGAACGUCUGUGUCCUGAGCGCUCCGGCUGGUAGCGAACCUUUUAUCCUCACAGAUACGGACAUGGAGGCGAGGGGCUUCGCUACUAUGGCAGAAAACCUAAACCCAGGAGUGUUCCAAAUUUUGACCGAUGAGCUACUCGGCACAAACAAGGAUUCCAUCGUGUACGCAGGUAUCGGCGCCGUCAAUCCGAAUUUUCCCAACGAUGUCGUACCUAUCGUCACUUGGGACGUUAUAUCCACUACCAAAUACACGGUAACGGCGGACAUGAGAUCCUGGCAAGUUGGUGCAUUGUCCAACAGCGCACCUGCGACUGCACUCGACUUGUCGGCCUUGCCACCUUCGUUCCCAGUCACCUUUGCACCUGCACCAGAAGAACACGCUACUAGUGUCUUCUUCGAGGCUAGCAACCUCUUUAGUAACGAAGCCUAA
This is a messenger RNA of Trichoderma virens Gv29-8, 1236 nucleotides long. RefSeq lists its product as uncharacterized. The record is from RefSeq and is a predicted model, not a curated record. Lineage: Eukaryota; Fungi; Ascomycota; Sordariomycetes; Hypocreales; Hypocreaceae. The transcript has 2 exons. Bases 1 to 1236 code for a protein of 411 amino acids.